Messenger RNA from Funneliformis mosseae, 1065 nucleotides. The record is from the annotation of a GenBank genome assembly. NCBI's taxonomy places the organism in Eukaryota, Fungi, Glomeromycota, Glomeromycetes, Glomerales, Glomeraceae.
AUGGUGAAAUUCAUUAUACCAUGUCUAAUAAUACUACUAGUAGUGAGUUUACGAAAUAUUGUUCAUGCGCAAGAUCAAACUUGUACAAAGAAUAAUGAGGCUUGCGUUAAAUUGAAUGAAAUUUUGUUACCUUGUGGUGGGGCAUUUGGUCCUCCGCCUAUUGACGUUAUAAAAAGUCAAACUCCUUUUGAAUAUAAUGUGGCCGACAAGAGUUUGGCACUUUGCAUGUGUAAUGAAGAUGCAUACAAUACACUGUCAACCUGUUUAUUAUGUUUUGGAAAUAAUUACAUUAAAGCGACAAAGUUCACACAUUAUCAAAAAACUUGUCAGGAUUUUGGCAUUUCAUUUGGACCACCAAUAAGUAAAUCAUCGGAUUCAGCAACUACGGCAAAGUAUAUUAUAAUAGGAAUAUUUGUAAGCAUAACGUUGAUCUUACUCGCUGGAUUAUUAAUGUGGUAUUGGUACACCAAGAGAUCCAAAAGGUCUCGAAACAGGGAAAAUACUUCAUCACCAAAUGAAAGCACGAAUGAAAAUAAUAAUCCUUCAACGUCACAAAUAAUGAUUCAUCAUCCCUCACCCGGAAGUGAAACGGUGGUUUCGGAAACGUAUGAUGAUGAUUACCCACAGAUGUCAAAUGGAGGAUUACAACCUAAAUAUGAACCCAGUGCUUACUACACUCCAUCUUCCCCUCCUCCUGUUCCUCCACAUCGUACCGGUUUAUUCCCCCCUCCCGGUACGAUUCAACAACCGUCGUAUUAUCCAUCAAAUGUUCCACCAAAUGUUCCAACACGAACUCAAUAUCCUCCCGCUCCCGAUAGACCGUAUUAUAAUAACGUUACGCCACCGCCUCUUGCAUCGUCACAACAAAAUUAUUUUCCUCCGCAACAACCUUUUCUAUCGCCUCAACAAAUUUAUCAACCUUCACUUCCCGUCCCAACCAGACCUCACCCUCGACCACCGCAUUUUGAUUAUAAUCAUGACAGAGCAACUUCUCCAAAUUAUCAUCAAAGGGUGCCUACUCCCCCUCGUAAUUUUUAUAAUGGUGAGAAUUAUUAUAGUCGAUAA